AUGAAGAGGCUUGCUUCUGGAGCCUCCUGGCUCUGCAUCAUUGUUCCUUUUUGCCAAUGUCUCGUCGACUACCAGCUCAGUGCCGCCGUCAAUCCUGGAACCUUUGCCACCCCUACCGCCAAUGUUCGGCCGAGGUUUCGGUAUUGGCUGCCGGAUGCCAGUGUCGAUGUCGACACUGUGGUAGCUGACAUUGCGGCUAGCGGUUCGCUUGGUGCGGGAGGCAUCGAACUGCUUCCGUUCUUCGAAUAUGGAGGACAAAUUGGAUCUCAACCUGCCGGUGCGGAUUGGUCUACGUACAAUUUUGGUACGGUCCCCUAUCGAAAUCUCUUUGCCGCAGCUCUCAGCGCCCACGAAAAACAUGGUCUCGUGAUGGAUUUUGCACUGGGUCCGAAUCAAGGACAAGGCGUUCCUGCAAAUCAAAACAAUACUGGUUUGCAAUGGGAUCUGGUGCCCUUCACAGCCGAAGUACCAGACAAUGGGUCCUUCGUAGGUCUUAUCCCAGGUUGGGGAACUGGCGAGCUGGUGUCUUUUGCUACAGCUCGUGUUACUUCAAACAAAACAAUCACGUUCGAGGCGACUGGCUUGCUUGGAAUCGAAAACGUGACGUAUGACCAAUAUGUUCUAUCGUCGGGCAGUUUAUUGGACCAAACGGCUCAGGUAUCUGCCAACGGUACCGUCCAGAUCUCCUUGCAAGGAAAAGAGGACGGACAACAUUAUCGGAUUUUCAGCUUCUAUCAGAAACUAUCUGGAAACAAGAAUCUACAAUUUAACAAUACGUCUAACGGAUCCAUCUUUGACGAAGGUUCCUAUGUCGUGGAUCAUUUUGAUGCAAAGGGUGCAGAUACAAUCAUUCAAUUUUGGGAAGAGCACAUACUGGUUGAUGGCAUUCGGGAGCAGCUACAGAAUAGUGGGCACUAUGCAUGGGAAGAUAGUCUCGAAAUUCUGUCAAAUGUUUCGUGGUCGCGCUCCUUGCCAUCGAGGUUUCAAGAAUUGUUUGGUUAUGACAUCAAACCUUUCCUGCCCCUUCUAGCAUUUCGAGACAACAAUAUUGGACUCCAGCCCACGGAGCCAGGAUCUUUUGAAUGCAUCUUGGAUACCGAUGACCAAGGCGUGGGAUACAUCAAUGACUUUCGCGCAACGCUGGCGGCGGGUUACCAGGAGUACAUCUCUACACUGACGGACUGGACUCAUAGACUUGGUGUCUCGCUAUCCCUCCAGCCGGCGUAUGGCCUCCCAAUGGAUAUGCAGACAGUCAUCCCAGACGUCGAUGCGCCAGAGUGUGAAAGUUUGUCGUUCCUCGAUUCGAUUGAUCUAUACCGCAAGUUUGCCGGCCCUGCCAACCUUGCCGGGAGACAAGUCAUUUCCAACGAACUAGGCGCCGUGAAAAGUUCCGCAUUCCGAUACCAUCUCCCUGAACUUUUGUUUUCGGCCAACCGUGGUUUUGCAGCUGGGGUGAAUCAAUAUGUAAUCCAUGGACAGGCAUUUUCCGGCAAUUACUACCAAACGACCUGGCCGGGACAUGUAGCUUUCGAUUAUCACUUUUCCGAGCCGUGGUCACCGCGCGAGCCUGUCUGGGAGCACGGCUUUGAGGAGACUCUGAACUACAUGGCAAGAGUGCAGCACGUGCAACAGUCGGGUGUUCCUAAGAUUGAUGUGGCAAUAUACAACAAGGAGUCGGCAACAAGCUUGCAGACCGUAUAUGAGUUGCCUGAACUGAUUGAAAGAGGGUGGAAUUACAAUUACUUAUCACCGGAGAACUUGGAACUGCCUCAAGCCGUAGUAGAAAAUGGUGUCCUGGCUCCAGAGGGCCCUGCGUGGAAGGCUCUUGUUGUUCAGAGCGGGUCUAAUCUCACUCUAAGUGCCAUCGCGACACUACAAAGCUUCGCUGAAUCUGGUCUGCCCAUAUUAUUUGUUGGAGCACCACCGAAGCUCUAUCCAACAGCGAGUAAAGCAUCGAAUGUUACUGUUUUCGAAGAACAUCUUGCUGUCCUCGAGGCCACCGAAGGGGUCUAUACAAUCAAUGAGGACCAGCUCGCCGACCAACUAUCCACACUCGGCUUGUGUCCUAAGGUUUCCACCAACACCAAUGGUACCUGGUACACGACAUGGCGAGAAACAACAGAGGGUGGAUAUGCGCUUAUAUAUGCCGACUUGAUCGCGAGCUCCGGCAACGUUACCGUCGCGGACACUCGGACACCCUACUACCUCAAUCCUUGGACAGGGACCCAGUCCCCGGUUCUUGUGUAUGAACAGGACUUGACUUCUACCACGAUUCCCCUUGAGCUGGCUGGGAAUCAGACGGCAAUAAUCCUUUUUACUGACUCGAACAAUACCUGUAGUGUACCCGCCUACCACGUUACCUCUGCACCAGCCGGCGUCAUUGGCGCUGACUUCACUCUGAGUGGCGGCCUCGGCGUGCAUGUGACAACCACCGUCAAUGAUGGAGAAGCAGUCCUAUCAAACAAUGCUGUUUGUUCUAUAGAUGGCUCGGGCGUUCCAGCAGCGUUUGAGUUGACGGAGUGGGAGCUUAUCGCGGAACAUUGGGAGGCCCCUUCAAACAUUUCCAACGUGGAGCAACCCAUGACAAAAUUCAAUACGACACACUCCUUGUCAGUGCUCACUUCGUGGCUAGACAUUCCAGCACUAGUAAAUACUUCUGGGAUUGGAUAUUAUACCUCGACUUUCAUGUGGCCAACCGACACGACCAACACCACUGCCAGUACACUGGGAGCCUACAUCUCAUUUGACAACGUGCUGCACUCAUUGCGCGUGCAAGUCAAUGGCAACCAGAUACCUCCCCUGGACAUCACUCAUGCAAGAGCAGACAUUUCCGCAUACCUUCAGCCUGGGAAUAAUACCGUGACAGCAGUGGUACCGACGACUUGGUGGAACUAUCUGAAAACGAUCCUUGACACACUGGAGAGCUCGGGACUGCUUCCCUUGCCACUUGUCCUCGAGGCAGUAGCUGGACAGCCUCUUCCAGGCGCGAGCGACGAGGGCCUGAUGCCGGGGGUUCAUAUCACCCCGUUCAAACGAGUGGUUUGCUGA
This is a messenger RNA of Pestalotiopsis fici W106-1, 3048 nucleotides long. RefSeq lists its product as uncharacterized. Bases 1 to 3048 code for a protein of 1015 amino acids. NCBI's taxonomy places the organism in Eukaryota, Fungi, Ascomycota, Sordariomycetes, Amphisphaeriales, Sporocadaceae. The transcript has 4 exons. The record is from RefSeq and is a predicted model, not a curated record.